AUGGUGAUGAACAAUUUGCUAACAUUAACUGGGAUGAGCUUGAAUUUUGGCUUACCCCAACUGAUUACAUGUACUCGAUGAAAUGCGUCAAAGGAGACAACUUUUCACAAGGAAAUCUCAUUCCCUUUGGAAACAUUGAGCUGAGCCCUUCUGCUGGAGUUUUGAAUUAUGGACAGGGAUUAUUUGAAGGUCUUAAGGCAUACAGGAAAGAAGAUGGCCAUAUUCAGCUGUUUAGGCCAGCAGAGAACGCUCUGCGCUUGAAGAUGGGAGCAGAAAGAAUGUGCAUGCCAUCUCCAACAGUGGAGCAAUUCAUUCAUGCUGUUAAGCAAACAGUUUUGGCCAACAAACGUUGGGUUCCACCAACGGGGAAAGGAGCACUAUAUCUUAGGCCGUUGCUCAUUGGGAGCGGAGCUAUUCUAGGACUAGCACCAGCGCCAGAAUAUACAUUCCUAGUAUAUGCUUCUCCAGUUGGUAAUUAUCACAAGGGUCAGGAAGCCCUCGACUUGCUUGUGGAGGAUAAGAUUAAUCGAGCCACUCGUGGUGGAACUGGAGGUGUCAAGUCUAUCACCAACUAUGCUCCAGUUUUCCUAGCACAAGCUCGAGCUAAGGCAAAAGGAUUCGCUGAUGUUAUAUUCCUAGAUUCUAAGAGUGGAAAAUAUAUAGAAGAGGUCUCCGCUUGUAAUAUUUUCAUUGUGAAGGGUAAAGUUAUCUCAACUCCAGCAAUAGAGCAGGGAACAGUUCUGCCCGGGGUGACACGUAAAAGCAUCAUGGAAAUUGCCAUCACUUAUGGUUAUAAGGUUGAGGAACGUAGAAUCAGAGUGAAAGAUCUGUUGCGAGCUGAUGAAGCUUUCUGCACAGGGACUGCGGUGGUUGUCAUUCCUAUUGGUAGUGUGGAAUAUCACGGUAGAAGUGUUAUAUACAAAACGGGUAAUGAGACGGUAUGUCAAGCACUGUAUGAGACGCUAGUAGGAAUUCAAACAGGUCGCAUUGAGGAAGAGAUGGGAUGGACUGUUGAGGUCUGUUGACAUUAUCCUACUUAAAUGGAUGGAAUAAUGUUCCGAAACCUGUAACAGCUCUUGGUUUACUUAUCAAUGUUUGGGUGAAAAAAAAAACAUUUAGUUUGUAGUAGAUUCUGCAACUUCUGCUUAUUUUGAUAUCUUCUUUUAUGAGGGUUGUUGGAUUAUCGAUGAUAAUUUGGGAUUAAAACCAUCAA
Molecule: messenger RNA, 1213 nt
Organism: Ziziphus jujuba (common jujube)
Lineage: Eukaryota; Viridiplantae; Streptophyta; Magnoliopsida; Rosales; Rhamnaceae
Product: branched-chain amino acid aminotransferase 2, chloroplastic
Exons: 8
Coding region: 69-1025 (318 amino acids)
Biological process (GO): branched-chain amino acid metabolic process
Molecular function (GO): branched-chain-amino-acid:2-oxoglutarate transaminase activity
Source: RefSeq, a predicted model, not a curated record